Messenger RNA from Dimorphilus gyrociliatus, 855 nucleotides. The record is from the annotation of a GenBank genome assembly. Lineage: Eukaryota; Metazoa; Annelida; Polychaeta; Dinophilidae.
AUCAAUUCAUUUAUAAUAUAAGAAAUCAAUAAACUAUUGGUAAUAGGAGUAAAUUAAUAGAAAUAGGAAACACUUCUCAAUGAAAAGAAUGUUUUAGAAGGACAUAUGUUUACAAUUAAUAUACAUUUAUCAACUAGUUAAUUAUAAAUGUUGAAUGAAGUAUUUUUCCUCCCGAAUACACAUUUACAUAGAACAAUAAAGGGACUUUUGGUAGAACAACAAAAGCAACCAUAUUCUAGGCCCAAUAAUCGAUUGGAUUUCUAUAGUUAAUACAAAAAAGAUUUCGAAUGUAGUUAAGGCACGAAUGCGAUCGAUUACACCGAAAAAAAUGCUAAACAUUUGAUUAUAAGUUAAAAAAAAUUGAAAUGGGAACUGAAAAAAAGAAAGUCUGGGAUAAGAAUGGCAUUGAAGACGUCAUUAGAGACGUUCUUGACGCUUAUCUCAAUAGUAUGAAGUAUGACGGACCUAGAUGUUGUAAACUAACAGGAGAAAUAUGCUUGAUGAUCAAAAAUCGUAUUCAACAAACUGGCAGUGUAGAUAUGAAUAAGAAAUUAGUUGUUCAAGUAUUAAUUGGUCAGGAAUCUAGCGAUGUCAUAAAAUUUUCCAGUCGCUGUUUUUGGGAUCGUCAUUUGGAUCAUGUUGCUUCGGCCACCUACAGGAAUAAGCACUUGUAUGGAUUUGCUAUAGUUUACAGUUGCAGUUACUAGCUCAGGUUUAAAUAAAUCUAAAAUGUUUACUCUAGUUUUUCUAAAGAAACAUUCACUAUUUAACCAAUAAAUUCCCGGAAAUUAUCACUUUUUGUUAUUUUUAAUCUUAGAAUAGCUUAAAUAAUAGCUAUAAUCUACAAUAUUACAU